AUGAUUUUGGACCAUUUGAUUUUAUCGGGUGAAGGAACGGUUGGAAUCGUAGGCGACGUGAGAUUCAAUAUUCGAGCGGCGGAUUCACUCUCGAAUCUACUGACACCAUCUCCAACGGCCUUAUCAGGGCAAGUUCGUUGCCUUGUUGUGGAGACCGCCGGAUUCUCCAUGCGCUGCGGAUCAACAAGGGUUGUGAAGAGCGCCCGAGUACCAUUGGGGUCAUUUUCAUUGUCCACACCGACGGAGAUGAGUUCGUUGACGGGAACACCAUCCAUCUUAGGCCCGGUUAUCGAAAUGGCGAUCACAUCUUUGUUGAAUCUUAAUGGAUCAUAUGCUCCUCUUAGUACCGAGGAUCCUGGAAAUUCGAGGUACGCUUGUCACUCUUUCCCGGUGAGAUGCUGA
Molecule: messenger RNA, 402 nt
Organism: Microthlaspi erraticum
Lineage: Eukaryota; Viridiplantae; Streptophyta; Magnoliopsida; Brassicales; Brassicaceae
Source: the annotation of a GenBank genome assembly